AGCAUAUUCAGGCGUUUUGUGUGCUCGUGUCCCAUUAGCAGAGUCCGCUACCGGAAAAUGUUUCUGUUGUUUAAUUUGUCGGCCCGUAUUUGCCUUAUCCUCUCUUGUCCCUUUGAAAAAACCAGACAAGAACGAAACAACUGUUGCUGUCUUUCUUUAGUUGAACUUGGAUUGACUGUGAGGCUUUUCUUCGAUCAAAAAAUGGUUAUAAUAGGACCCAAAAUAGUACCAGAAGAAGAGCCAAAAAGUGAAAGCAAGGUAUUUUUUUCAGUUAGAUGGAUGAAAGAAUUCAGUCAGAUUUUCAAUUCUUCAGAUAGAAUUGAUGAAGGUGGUGCUGGGACUUCUGAAAACAAAAUGAAAAAGAAGAAGAAGAAGAAUGGUUGGAAUAUGGUCAGAAUCAGAAGAACAAAGCAAUUCUCAUCUGACCCAGAGCAAAUUCGAUACGAAAGUGGGUGUUUCGAGUACAAACAGAUUAAAGCGGCAACAGAAAAUUUUAGUCCUGCCAACAUGAUUGGUAGAGGUGGUUUUGGACCAGUUUAUAAGGGUGUUCUUCCAAAUAAGACGGCAAUAGCGGUGAAGAAUCUGUCUUCGAAUUCAAAGCAAGGAAAGAGAGAAUAUCUCAAUGAAAUCAACACAAUUUCUAGAUUGAGACACCCAAAUUUGGUCACAUUGUACGGGCAUUGUGCAGUGGAUAACAAGUUCCUAUUAGUAUAUGAGUACAUGGAGAAUAGUUGCCUAGCAACUGCACUGUCCGGCUCGCGGCCAAAUUUGAAGGAAAGACUAGAUUGGCAAACUAGAGUUAAAAUUUGCAUUGGGAUAGCGAGGGGUCUUGCUUUCUUACAUGAAGGAGCAGCAUUCAGAAUUAUUCAUAGAGAUAUCAAGCUUUCAAAUGUUUUAUUAGACAAAGAUCUUAAUCCUAAGAUAGCUGAUUUCGGAUUAGCUAGGCUCGACCUUGAAGAGGGUACACACAUCAGCACUUGCAUAGCAGGAACCAUGGGGUAUAUGGCUCCAGAGUAUGCACUGCGUGGCAGGUUAACUGCGAAAGCAGAUAUAUACAGUUUCGGGGUGGUCAUACUUGAACUUAUUAGUGGCAAGCGUUGUUCAGACAAGCUGGGAGAUGAUAGCCCUCACCUUUUAGAUUUCGCCGUAGCUUUACAAAAGAAGGGAGAUCUUAUUUCACUAAUCAAUGAAAACUUAAGGACAGGCAUUUCAGUCAAAGAAGCUCGCGUGAUGCUAGAUUUGGCAAUGUUAUGCAUUUCUUAUUCUCCUGAGAUGAGGCCUAGUAUGUUGGAAGUGGUGAAUAUUCUUGAGGGAAAGACCACAAUGAAAGCUCCUACUCUAAUAGAAUCAGAUGACUUGUCAAGAGUCGAUUCCGAUGAGAUGAGCAUGAUUGAAUAUUCAGAUAAUUACAUAGACAACACUACAUCAGAAAUGGUAACACAUCAAGGUAAUGCUUCUACCAACCUAGAAAGUGAGGCUUUGGUUCUUUCCAAAUAUCGCGAUUUAAUAUCGAAUGCGAAAGAUUCUACAAGUGAGGAACAGCAAGAUGGUGUAGGAGUUCUUUCUUCAAGUCGUGCAUCACCAAAGCAGGAAAACAAUAUCUGUACUACUGUGUUUUGUGGUGAUUCUAUUUCUGUUGCAAAUGAUCCAAACAAUGGGGGAGGGAAAGAUGCAAUUCAAGUUUUUUCCUCUCCCGGUGCAUCUAAUGAAGAAGACAAAACCUAUACUUCAUCUCGUGUAAAUGAUUCCAUUAGUGAAGAUAGGGACGAUUCGAGGUUGUUGAUCGACACAAAUGUUUCAACAGCGAAGACUUUUAUAUCAAAUGCCAAGGCAUCAACUUCUUCAACCCUUGAGUAUGUCACUGAGGUGGGGGACAAAGCUGAACUCAAGUAUAUUGAACCGCAUUUUGAGGCAGGGAAGUACUACAUUGAAUGUUCAGACGAAGAACUGAAGGUUGGUUGUAAUAAAUGGAAGAAUUCCCUGGUUGGAUGUUUUGUGAGUGAAAGUGGAGCAUUUUGCUUUGACAAAGAGGUGGAUGAAGAUGUACUUCGUCAAGCAAUAGAAAAAGCUUCAGAUGUGGCUUCUGAAGGGAAUGGUUAUUCAGUGUCCUUCAUUGGGAACGGACACUUUGUGUUGCAGUUUAGCUCUGAUGAAGAUAAGAUUCGAGUUCUAGAAACAUCAGGCCUUUUGCAUAUCGAGGGUGAAACGUUGAUUUUCCGAAAAUGGGAUUGGAAACUGAAAUUUGACAAAGUUGAAAUGCUGAAAUCUGUUCUUGUAUGGGUGAAGAUUUAUAAUCUACCUCUCUUCCUUUGGAAUUCGUCGUUUCUCAGUAAAGUCGGAAGUGCACUAGGAAUUCCUAUAUGUGCUGAUCAGACCACCUUGAAGCAACAACGACUGCAUUACGCAAGGAUUUACAUACAAGUAGUUUCUAGUAAACCACUGCUAGACACUUUGCUUAUUUCAAUCAAAGGAAUGGAUUAUCUACUCAACUUGGAGUACGACUGGAAACCGUUGCGGUGUACAUAUUGUUUCACAUUUGGGCAUAUUGAGUCGAAAUGCACGAUGAAAGGGAAGGGGAAACAAGUUUUGGAGUAGUAGUUGUUAUUAGUGGAAGAUGAAAACGAAUGACCUCAACAGUCGCAUCUCCUCCAAACCCCCAUUGGUGCCCAGAGGGUUCAUGAUCCCAUGGGGUGGGUUGAGCGUCUGUUGGUCACAAAACUCUUGACAACUUUCUUGGAACAUUGCGAUGUUUCAGAACUAACACCAUUCGAUCCCUAUAUAUAGUAUAAGAAUUUUCCUAUCACUUUCACUAUAUUUUUUUAAUUUGGAUUCUUUGUUUAUCCAUCUGCAACAAUCUUCAAAUACUGAACCGUGAAGAAGAGAUUAUUUAGAUGGAUACGUUAGAAGAAAAUAUUGAAUCAUUAAUAGAAACUCUUGGCAUUUUUGAGAAAUCCUAUCGAGUAGUACCGACUCUAACUGAUGAGAAUGAAAAACUUAUGUUGAUGGGUGUUUUAGACGAUGCUUUCAAACAACUGCUUCAACGAUCUCCUAUUCUAAAGAGAAUUGGCGGCGGAUCAAUUGCUUCUACACGGAAGGACGUUGGAUCUCGUCGACAGAGAGAAGACAAGGAUAGGCCACCAACUCAGACUGUCAGGCCGCCAAUGAAAUCAUGGCGAAGAACUCAAACUAAGAGGCGCUAUCCUUGGUCACUAUUGACAAGUCUUUUCUUCUUCUUCUUCUUGCUUGUUUGUUUGGCCAUCCACUCCGUUUAAGCCUCUUCUUUUAGCCUUGCUUUUGCAAGUUAAGCCGUUUGGUGUAUUUAUUUAUUAUCUCCCUCCCCCACCUUGUAUCGCUUAGGCGCUCAUUGUUUCUAUUUUUUUAAUGAAUUUAAUGAAAAUUUUAUCCUUUCUCUUAGAAAAACAAAAUAAAUUAGGAUAAGCUAACAGUCUCUCCGACUCUGGCUUUCUGCCGCCUUUCUCCUUCACUGAAGUAAAAUGAAAGGACUUCUGGACUCAUUGUGUCGGUACUCUUUCUUUGCAAAAACCAGAUAUCAAAACACGAUCAAUUUUCACUAAGAAGGGAAGUGGGAAGAGAUCCAUGACUGAUUGUGAACUUCCAACGGUUGAGGAUUCUCAAGUUAUGAGAAAGCUUUACUAGUAAGGAAUCAGUUGGUUUAUGCAAAGGGGGACUGACCUAGUUCAAAGCAAAUUUCUAAUGAUGUUUUUAAUAUACCAACAAGAGAAGAUCUAGAUGGUCCUGUAGUUACUUCUCCUGCACCAACCAGAAGGUUGCCCAGGAAAACCCGCUUCCAGAGGUAUACCACCUACCGCUUGGGAGACCUUUGCUAAAACAAAAGGUAUUAAGAAGCGCAAGAAAGAUAAGGUUGUCUAUGAUGAACAGACUCAUUCAUGGUAGUGUCGCCAUGGUUAUGAUCGCGUGAAUGAUGAUAAAGAUUUUUCCCAUCAUCGAGGCCAAGAUGACAGAUGGUACACUAUACAUCUUAAAUUAUGUAGUUACUGAUUAGUUCUCAAUUUUUUCAAUUAUGGUAUAGUCAAGAUGUUUUGGAGAGUGAUUACUCAACAGUUUUGGGGGAUCUUUAUUGUGUAUUUUGUCUGCAAGAUGUUGUUGGAGUAGUUUGAAGUCACUACUGCAGGUGUUCCUUUGAUUCUUAAGCCAUAAGUCAAUAAAGUUAGCCUGAAAGGCAGAAAACAAUGAAAAAAAUUGUCAAGGAACAAUUUAAUCUCAGAGUAUCUUAAUUGUAGGACAGAUUUAGCUUAGCCAAAAAAAAAAAUUCAUUCUAGUCUAUUUAGCAUCUGGUAAUUGGUUUUUGCUAACCGUACAAAUGAGAAGUCAAAGUCGAUAUAUUUUAAUAGUUUAGCUAAUGGUGUUCCAAGAAACAAGCAGAAAAAAAGCAGCGUGUUGAAAAGAACGGAAAGAACCGGUUACGGAAUCUGAAGCAAGCUGCUAAAGUUGGUGCUUUGCCAACUCAUAACAUUGUUAACAUGAGUAUGUCUUGUAAUUAUAAAUCAUCAACUUUUUAUGUUGCAAACCUACUUGUUUUUCUCAUAGGCUUGGUAAUGCUCAAAAAACAUAUCACCAAAUUUUAACGUGGAUCCAGUGUCGAGGCCAUGUUCAACUUUCAGCAACAUCAUUACCUAUUACAGGAAUUCAAUCUGUACAAAAGAAAGUUGGUAAGCAUGAGCUAGAAAGUGUCCCGGCCCGCGGGUAUGGCAGCAACUUCAACCGCUAGUGCAGGAAAAUUUGACAAGAAACUACCAGGAGAGAAACCUCCAAAGCAUCCUGGACUCCUGGCAAGUUCCAAAAGUUUCUCCCCGUUGCUGAAGGAAAAAGAAUAGGCUCUUUUGGAGAGGGAGCAGACUGAUAAAGUUCUCAACAAGCUAGCACUCUCAUGAAAUUUGUGACGUGAAGAAGUUUCUGGGUGUAGUUUGUCAUGCGUGUUGAUUGCCGGGCACUGCGUGAUGCAAAGAUAAUAUGCAGCCGACUUGUUUGUAACAAAGAAGGUUUUCGCAAAGGUAAACAUAGUAGGAAUAGGUAACCAAGAAAACUUACAAGCGAAAGGUGCAAGGCAGUGAUCAUGGUAAAGCAGCAGAAAUCAGGUCGGUGCGUUGUGUCAAAAUUUGCUGAGGAGCAUAAUCAUCCCUUGGUCAUUUCUUCUGGCGCUAAUUGUCGUAAGUGGCUUCUAACACAAAUACCUGUGAGUUCGCUUAACUUGCCCUUAAUGAAAUUUACUACAGUAUCAUGAGGAUGCAUUGCAUCUAAGAACCAAUAGAACAUGCACAUGUUGAUAUCACUAGGCCUCCGUUCCCAUCAAAACAAUAUAUAUUGCUUACAGAAUAACCUCUGUUUCCAGCUUCCCGACCCUUAUCCUGUAUUCCUUCUGUACAUGUAAUUUUGUGAGUAUGUAUGUCAAUCAAUGUCAAACAUAGAAUGACAAUAGUCUUUUCCAUGACCAAAAGGGCCUGGAAGUUGGCUCCAGUGCACUUUCCAGUAUUACUCUGUCAUAUACCUCUCAUGUUGGUACAUAUAAUAAAGCUGCCCAUCCUUACAAACACGCUAGCGUAAAAAUUGACUAGGGAGUUUUGUGAUUCUUUAUAAUGAACCACUACCCUUAUAAACUCUCAACCGUGAACAUGAAAUCAUCAUCACCUAAUCCACCUUCACUGUUUUACGGGUCGCAUCUAUUGACUGAUGAACAUGUUACUUGCAUUUGUGUUUUUAUUCACAAUCAUCAGGCGAGGUUGUUGGGACUAGCUUAGCUUCAUUUGUCAUGGAUACAGAAACCAAAGAAAGCUUUACCCUGGCUAUGGCUACUGCAGCAGCUGGGUCGUCACAAAAAUAUGUAUGUUUUUGUUUUGUGAGAAAUUGAUCCCUGCAGCGAUCAUCAUCUGGCGCAUUUAGCAAGAACGCGAGAAUUUUUUUUCUGACAAGGCUACCUACUGUCUGUUCAUUUCGGUCAUUAGUGGUAAAGGAGUUUUGAGUACAUUAGUUCAUUUGAUGUAAUGCAAAACUGGCAUAUUGUUCUCUUUGAUUACUAUUAAACCUCUAUCAAUUCAGAAAUUCUGA
This is a messenger RNA of Papaver somniferum (opium poppy), 6084 nucleotides long. RefSeq names its product serine/threonine-protein kinase BLUS1-like. The transcript is spliced from 15 exons. The record is from RefSeq and is a predicted model, not a curated record. NCBI's taxonomy places the organism in Eukaryota, Viridiplantae, Streptophyta, Magnoliopsida, Ranunculales, Papaveraceae. Gene Ontology annotation, biological process: protein phosphorylation. The coding region runs from base 58 to 2595 and encodes 845 amino acids. Gene Ontology annotation, molecular function: protein kinase activity; ATP binding.